CACUUCCUCUAUGGACUACGUUGUUUCCCAGUGAUUACUGUCACUGAUCGCCCACAUCUUCCGUAGCUACCAAAGAUUCUCAAGAUCCAUGCACGUUCGAGUUGCCGCACCAGAUCGGAACCGAAAACCCUAGAAUGCGAAAUUCUUUGUAGCAAAAACAAUAGGUUCGAACGAAAUUCGAGAAUGGGGAAACAGAGCGCGUGGGCGGUGGCGAUUCAGAAGAAGCGGUGGCUGCUGAUGAUUCUGGCAUUGUUCUCGCUCUCCUCUGCAAUGGUGUUCUUCAUGAGAACGGCAUUCGAUUCCUGCCCCACCAAUACUAGCAGUACUAGUAGUAUUAAUAAGCAUUUUGGAGAGGAAAAAGAUACAAACUCUCAGAUUUACGCUUCGAAUCCUCUCGAUUUCAUGAAGUCGAAGCUCGUCCUCAUGGUUUCCCACGAGCUCUCUCUUUCCGGUGGGCCUUUGUUGUUAAUGGAGCUAGCAUUUCUAUUGAGGGGUGUGGGCUCGGAGGUUGUUUGGAUUACGAACCAGAAACCAGCGGAACCAGACGAUGUCGUUUACAGUUUGGAGCAUAAGAUGUUGGACCGAGGGGUGCAGGUGUUAUCUGCAAAGGGUCAAAAAUCUAUAGAUACAGCUCUUAAAGCCGAUUUGGUCAUUUUAAAUACUGCUGUUGCUGGGAAAUGGCUGGAUGUUGUUCUCAAGGAAAAAGUUCCUCAUGUUCUUCCAAAGGUUUUGUGGUGGAUUCAUGAGAUGAGAGGGCAUUAUUUCAAAGUGGAGUAUGUUAAGCACCUCCCUUUUGUUGCAGGUGCCAUGAUUGAUUCACAUACAACUGCAGAAUACUGGAAGAACAGGACUCGAGAGCGUUUAGGGAUUAAAAUGCCUGAAACCUAUGUCGUACACCUUGGGAAUAGCAAGGAACUAAUGGAGGUUGCUGAAGAUAGUGUAGCCAAGAGAAUUCUCCGUGAGCAUGUCCGAGAGUCUCUUGGAGUGCGGAAUGAAGAUUUAAUUUUUGCCAUCAUAAACAGUGUUUCACGUGGGAAGGGUCAGGAUCUAUUUCUUCGUUCCUUUUAUGAAAGUAUGCAACUUAUCAAAGAGAAGAAACUGCAGGUGCCACCAAUUCAUGCAGUAAUAGUGGGAAGUGACAUGAAUACUCAGACAAAGUAUGAGAUGGAACUGCGGAACUUUGUACUAGAGAACAAGAUUCAGGAUCAUGUUCACUUUGUCAACAAAACCCUGACAGUAGCUCCUUAUCUGGCUUCCAUUGAUGUUCUUGUUCAGAACUCACAGGCCCGGGGAGAGUGCUUUGGGAGGAUAACCAUCGAAGCAAUGGCCUUUCAGCUGCCUGUAUUGGGCACAGCAGCUGGAGGAACCUUGGAAAUAGUGGUGAAUGGGACAACUGGUUUUUUGCAUCCUGUUGGGAAAGAAGGUGUGACACCUCUUGCAAAUAACAUUGUCAAAUUGGCCACACAUGUAGAAAGGAGGCUAACAAUGGGAAAGAAAGGAUAUGAGAGAGUGAAGGAGAGGUUUCUGGAGCACCACAUGUCACAGAGAAUAGCUCUGGUUUUGAAGGAAGUUCUUCAGAGGGCAAAGACCCACUCUAGUUCUUGACUUCGACCGGCACUCACUUCAAUCGAAUGAAAAAUUACCCAAAUCCAAAUGUAAUGGCGAAUCUCAUAUGCCUCAAAGGUCGUUAUACUUUAUAGAUAGCAAAAGUGGGUUGUGAUAUUGUAGUUAGUUUCCUCUGUUGUUUAUAGGAUGUUUGAAGACUCUGAAAAGGAGAGGAGUUAUGGCAGUUUUUAAUUGAAAAUUCCCUUGCUCA
Corylus avellana is the source of this 1816-nucleotide messenger RNA. RefSeq lists its product as uncharacterized. The record is from RefSeq and is a predicted model, not a curated record. Gene Ontology annotation, molecular function: glycosyltransferase activity. Lineage: Eukaryota; Viridiplantae; Streptophyta; Magnoliopsida; Fagales; Betulaceae.